This is a messenger RNA of Punctularia strigosozonata HHB-11173 SS5, 1338 nucleotides long. RefSeq names its product Septin. Gene Ontology annotation, biological process: cytoskeleton-dependent cytokinesis. Bases 1 to 1338 code for a protein of 445 amino acids. The transcript has 8 exons. Gene Ontology annotation, molecular function: molecular adaptor activity; GTP binding; GTPase activity. Gene Ontology annotation, cellular component: cytosol; septin ring; cell division site. The record is from RefSeq and is a predicted model, not a curated record. Lineage: Eukaryota; Fungi; Basidiomycota; Agaricomycetes; Corticiales; Punctulariaceae.
AUGACAGAUUCAUACGUUUCUACUCAAGAUGGCGACUUGGCCCCUGCUCCCAACGGGGCGGCCGGCGCGUCCACUCCUUCCCUCGCGACUCCUGGAGGCCACAGUGCAGGCCUCUCGCCUAUCAUUCGCAAAAAACUCAUGGGCUACGUUGGAUUCUCCAACCUGCCGAACCAAGUUCAUCGCAAGAGCGUGAGGAAAGGCUUCCAGUUCACGGCCAUGGUAGUCGGCGAGUCUGGUCUAGGAAAGUCUACGUUGAUUAAUACCCUCUUCAACACACCGUUGUACCCGCCCAAAGAGCCACUUCCACCCAGCGCUGAACGGCCCAAGACUGUCGCCAUCGAGAGCAUAAGCGCCGAUAUUGAGGAGAACGGUGUGCGCCUCCGACUCACUGUGGUGGACACCCCCGGUUUCGGAGACUUCGUCAACAACGAUGAGAGCUGGAAACCCAUCGUGGAUAACAUCGAAUCGCGCUUCGACUCCUAUCUUGACCAGGAGAACCGUGUCAACAGGCAGAAGAUUGUCGACAACCGAGUCCACGCUUGUCUCUAUUUCAUUCAGCCUACCGGUCACUCUUUGAAACAGCUUGACAUCGAGUUCAUGCGCCGACUUCACAACAAAGUCAAUCUUAUCCCAGUUAUCGCGAAGGCUGACACUAUGACGGACGAAGAAGUCGCUGACUUCAAAGCACGGAUUCUCGCUGACAUCGCGUACCACAACAUCCACAUUUUCCAGGCUCCUGCAUAUGAGAAUGAGGAUGAGGAGAGCAUCGCCGAGAUGGAGGAGAUCAUUAGCAAAAUACCUUUCGCUGUGGUGGGCUCGGAUAAGCUGGUCAAGACUCCGGAUGGGCGUGAGGUCCGGGGUCGGGCUUAUCCAUGGGGUGUCGUUGAAGUCGACAACGAGGAUCAUUGCGAUUUCGUGAAGCUUCGUCAGAUGCUCAUUCGGACCUACAUGGAAGAGCUCAGGGAACACACCAACAAUGUGCUGUACGAGAACUGGCGCUCCGAAAAACUUCUCAGCAUGGGCAUCGCACAGGAUUCGAGUGUGUUUAAGGAAGUCAAUCCCGCGGCCAGGAUGCAAGAGGAACGCAUCAUGCACGAGGCUAAGCUUGCGAAGAUGGAGGCUGAGAUGAAGAUGGUCUUCCAGCAGAAAGUCCAGGAGAAAGAAGCGAAGCUCAAGCAGUCGGAGGAGGAGCUGUAUGCUCGUCACAGAGAAAUGAAAGAGGCUCUUGACAAGCAGCGCCUCGACCUUGAGGACAAGAAACGUCGUCUGGAGAGCGGACGACCACUCACUCCGGAGAAGACCAGCACGGGCCGGAAGAAGGGCUUCCUUCGUACAUAG